CGCGCCCGGCGCAGCUCGGCCAGAGCGUUCGCGGGGCUGAACGCGCGUCCGCCCGGGGGGCUCCGGCGGCUGCCCCCGGCCCGCGGCCCCCUCCCCGGCUCCCGCCUUCCCUUCCUCGCUCGCUGCCUCUCUCCUUUCCCGGCUCCCGCGCCGUCCGCCCGCCGCGCAGCCCGCGGCUCCGCGCCCCCCGCAGCCAAGAUGCCCGCGGCCCGGCCGCCCGCCGCGGGACUCGGCGGGAUCGCGCUGCUCCUCGCUCUGCUCCUGGGAAGCCCCGCGGCCGCUCGGGCAGAAGAUGCGCCACUGGAGGGAGAUGCUGGCCCUUCCGGUACUUACUUUCUGCCCUCGGAAGCCCUGGGGAGCAGCAGUCUGAGCCAAGAGACCCCCAAAGAGAGAGUGACCACGGCCCCUCUGAAUCCAGCGCAGUCAGGGGACGAGCUUCGCAAGCCAGAGAUGGAAGGGAUGGUCCCCUCCGCACCUCAAGACCCCGCGGCCGCAUCCAUGCUGCUUCCGCUUCCGGAGGAACCCGGCACCAGGCAUGCCUUCCCCCCCACGAAGAAGCCGCCUUCGCUCAAGCAGGUGAACUUGACCAGGAAGCAGCUGAGGCCGAAGGCCACCACCGCAGCAGCUGUGCAGAGGGCGGCGUCCCAGCCAGCAUCCUCGGGCCUGGGUCUCCUCUCCUCUGCCACGGAGAAGCCCCGCCCACUUGGGGACCACGACCCUGUGGCCUCCGCAGGGGAGGAGACCCACCCACUGUCGCUGUCAUCGGAGGAGCCCCUCUGGCUGGAGCGGAAGGAAGGUGCAGUCCCCACGACGCCCGCGCCCCUACAGAUCGCCCCCUUCACCUCGCAGCCGCUGGUGGCCCACACGCUCCCCCAGAGCCCUGACUCCGGGGCUCCCGCCGUGCCUGAGGAGGCCCACGAGGCUCCCCCAGGGGAUGCCAGCCCCAUGACCCUGAUGGACAAAUGUGAGAACGAGCUAACCGGGUCGGCCUCGGAGGAAAGCCAGGAGACCACGACGUCCACCAUCGUUACCACCACGGUCAUCACCACCGAGCAGGCCCCAGCUCUCUGCAGUGUGAGUUUCUCCGAUCCUGAAGGGUACAUCGACUCCAGUGAUUACCCACCGCUGCCCCUCAACAACUUCCUGGAGUGCACGUACAACGUGACAGUCUACACUGGCUAUGGGGUGGAGCUCCAGGUGAAGAGUGUGAACCUGUCCGAGGGGGAGCUGCUUUCCAUCCGCGGGGUGGACGGCCCCUCCCUGACCAUUCUAGCCAACCACACCCUCCUGGUAGAGGGGCAGGUGAUCCGAAGCCCCACCAACACCAUCUCUGUCUACUUCCGGACCUUCCAGGACGAUGGCCUUGGGACCUUCCAGCUGCACUACCAGGCCUUCAUGCUGAGCUGCAAUUUUCCCCGCCGGCCCGACUACGGGGAUGUCAUGGUGAUGGACCUGCACUCAGGUGGGGUGGCCCACUUCCACUGCCACCUGGGUUACGAGCUCCAGGGUGCCAAGACGCUGACGUGCAUCAAUGCCUCCAAGCCCCACUGGAGCAGCCAGGAACCCAUCUGCUCAGCCCCUUGUGGAGGGGCUGUGCACAACGCCACCAUCGGCCGCGUCCUGUCCCCAAGUCACUCUGGAAAUACCAAUGGGAGCCAGGUCUGUAUGUGGACAAUUGAAGCUCCAGAGGGCCAGAAGCUGCAUCUGCACUUUGAGAGACUGUCACUGCACGAGAAGGACAGGAUGAUGGUCUACAGUGGGCUGACCAACAAGUCCGCUCUUCUCUACGACUCCCUCCAAACCGAGAAUGUCCCCUUUGAGGGCCUGCUGAGUGACGGCCACACCAUCUGCAUCGAAUUCACGUCUGACCAGGGGCGGGUGGCCUCAGCCUUCAACAUCCGGUUCGAGGCCUUUGAGAAAGGCCACUGCUAUGAGCCCUACAUUCAGAACGGGAACUUCACCACGUCCGACCCAACCUAUAACAUCGGGACCAUAGUGGAGUUUACCUGCGACCCCGGCCACUCCCUGGAGCAGGGCCCGGCCAUCAUUGAGUGCAUCAACGUGCGGGACCCAUACUGGAACGACACGGAGCCCCUGUGCAGAGCCAUGUGUGGUGGGGAGCUCUCUGCCGUGGCCGGGGUGGUGCUGUCCCCAAACUGGCCAGAGCCCUACGUGGAAGGUGAAGAUUGUGUCUGGAAGAUCCACGUAGGGGAGGAGAAACGGAUCUUCUUAGAUAUCCAGUUCCUGAACCUAAGCAACAGCGACAUCCUGACCAUCUACGACGGUGAUGAGGUCAUGCCCCACAUCUUGGGGCAGUACCUUGGAAACAGCGGACCCCAGAAGCUGUACUCGUCCACGCCGGACCUAACCAUCCAGUUCCACUCGGACCCUGCCGGGCUCAUCUUUGGGAAGGGCCAGGGAUUCAUCAUGAACUACAUAGAGGUGUCAAGGAACGACUCCUGCUCAGAUUUGCCCGAGAUCCAGAAUGGUUGGAAAACCACUUCUCAUACGGAGCUCGUGAGGGGAGCCAGAAUCACCUACCAGUGUGACCCCGGCUAUGACAUCGUGGGGAGCGACACCCUCACCUGCCAGUGGGACCUCAGCUGGAGCAGCGAUCCCCCAUUUUGUGAGAAAAUUAUGUACUGCACCGAUCCCGGGGAAGUAGACCACUCGACCCGCUUGAUUUCGGACCCCGUGCUGCUGGUGGGCACCACCAUCCAGUACACCUGCAACACGGGCUUCGUGCUGGAAGGGAGCUCCCUCCUGACCUGCUACAGCCGUGAAACUGGCACGCCCAUCUGGACCUCUCGCCUGCCCCACUGUGUGUCGGAGGAGUCCCUGGCAUGUGACAACCCAGGGUUACCUGAAAAUGGGUACCAAAUCCUGUACAAACGACUCUACCUGCCAGGAGAGUCCCUCACCUUCAUGUGCUAUGAGGGCUUCGAGCUCAUGGGCGAAGUGACCAUUCGAUGCAUCCUGGGACAGCCAUCCCACUGGAAUGGGCCCCUGCCCGUCUGUAAAGUUAAUCAAGACAGCUUUGAACAUGCUUUAGAAGUAGCAGAAGCGGCAGCCGAGACGUCUCUGGAAGGGGGAAACAUGGCACUGGCUAUCUUCAUCCCAGUCCUCAUCAUCUCCUUACUGCUGGGAGGAGCCUACAUUUACAUCACCAGAUGCCGCUAUUACUCCAACCUCCGCCUGCCCCUGAUGUACUCCCACCCCUACAGCCAGAUCACCGUGGAAACCGAGUUCGACAACCCCAUUUAUGAGACAGGGGAAACCAGAGAGUAUGAAGUUUCCAUCUAGAGAGAGCUUCACGUGAGAAGGGAACUUACAGAUACAAACUCAACUACAACCUCCUCGAGAAAUUCAUCCAGAGACUGUGUGGCAUUUGAUGGAAAGCCCAGAGUGUCGGCUGUCUUUUCUUUAGACUCUUUACUGAAGACUUACUGUUUUCUUCACUGUAUUUAUUAUAUUUAAAAUCGAAAUAGGUGUGGUUGGAUGUAUUGCAGCUGCAGCCAAAUUAGUGGUACAGCCUCAAUCCUGAAGGCAGGUGGAGGACCUGUAAAAUAGCAAACACAGCAGUAGAGGGAAGAGGGAAAAAAAAAAAAAACGGCAACAGGCUGUUUCUCCUAUCAGCAAUGCCAUGCUACGGCUGCAUCAGAUUGCAUGCAUCUUCAGGAUCCACGCCCAUGGUGUUUUUCGUACAAAUCUAAGUCCCAAGAUUAGGUUGGAAAGGGUAUUUCUUGUUGGAUUAACUUGGGUUGAAAUUUAGCACGGAGACUUAAACAGCUCUACUCCAAAACCAGUCUGUGUUCUCCCUUCCAUUUGCCCCAGCCUCUAAAAGAACCUGCCCCGUCCCCUCCCUCCCAUGGCCCCUCGGAAGGCAGCAAAGGUGUUACAUAAAUAUUCUCUUUCACCACCCUGGCCUCGCUGGAUGCUGGCAAACUAAGAAAAUAUUUUCUUUCUAUAAAGGUGACAGAUGACAAAGGAAAGUUUUCAGAGAAGAUGGGAGAUCUGAGAGUUCCAAUGAAGAAGUGGAUGAGGGGGAAAGCUGGCUAAGGGAAUCGAGAGAAUAAAAUGUUCUUUUCCGUGACACUCUUUCAACGGUGAAAGAGCAGGUAAUUUAUGCUCCAAGGGCCAGAAUUGAUCACCUUGUUCAGCAAGGCCACCCUCAAGCUGUGAUGAUAGAUCUGUAGUCUUUGCAGGCGUGAGCGGCACCGCCCAUAGUGUUAAGAGGUUUUGGGUUGCAGGGGAGAAAUCCAGGGGUGAGCUCUGUUUCCCUCCCGGGGUGCUGCACUGCCAGAGCCCUCAAACUAGGGGAGACUCAAGUGCACUGUCACUAUAAAAGGUGGCACCUUCAGAAUACACUUGCAAUCAAGUAUUUUGGAGGGAGGGAGGGUCCUAUGAGCAGAAACUACUUUUCUGUUCUCUGAAGCUCUGCCCGGAUGUUGGAUGGUGGCGUGAAUGCUUGACCGUAGAGGUGCCGAGGAACAGGCACGGGGGGCUUAAAACCACGACAGCAUCCACAUCACACGAUUUGAACUCCAGUGAGGAGAGAAGGAGGAAUUUUAGGCCAGAAAGGAACUCUUAGCAUCUCAUUAAUCCUACAUCCUGGUAUUUUAUCAGAGUCCUUUCACCUCAACCCAGUAGGACUGAUGAGUGUGUGAUUAUCUGGAAGAUUCUUUUCUAAAUAUAGGUGCAAAGAGAAGGCAAGGGGUGAGGAUGCUUGGAAGGAAAAGUGCAUGUGAGACUAAUUCAUGUCCCUAGUGUCAGCCAGUGGCUCGGAGAGGCGCACCGGCCCAGUGGCUUUUGCGGUCCUCUUUGGAGCCUUCCCGUGCUCUCUAGAAUUGUUUUAAAUCAGCUGGUUUUCAAACAAGAACUUUCUGGUUGCCAUGCCUUUGGGAGAAUGGCUGGGAGUCCAUGUUUUGGUAGCUUUCUUAGGAAGCAUCUGAAACAGAAUACAGCAGUUGGCUUUGUGCGUGCACACACGCACACACACACACACACACACACACACACAUCCCCUCCUCCCAGCUGGGACCGUGGAGCUCAGUCUUGGGGGGGUCUGAGGCCCAAAUAUUUUCCUUCUUCCAGAAAAGAAUCCUGCACAUCUGUUCCUUCAAGCAUGCAUUCAUGCGGCACAGCAAGAGAUCAUAAAAGGCUGCUUUCCAGCUGCCCAAAGCCCACCCCAUUUUAUGAAAGAACCAGAGGAGAAAUGUUCCAGACCAUUAGUGAGCAAUGUCAUGUCUGGAGAAAGACCAGCAAUGCAAAUAAUGCAAACUUUUUUUUUGAAGGCAGAAUCAAAUCUUUGCUUUUAUAUCUAUUUGAUGCUGAUUCUAACCCUAACCCUGGGUCAUCCAGAAUGAAGAACUCUAUUAAUGAUAUUUAAUUUUAGAACAUACUGUGGUUACGUGAACACUAAAUAUUUGCCUUUCAUAAAGACUGACAAAAUAUAAAAUCUCUAUUCUAACCCUGUUCCCUAAAACUGGCCAGGCCAUGGCCCAGGAGUUCUUAUUGGCUGUUGGAUGGGGUAGAGAGGUGUUGAUUUUUCUUUUUUUUUCCAGGAUUCCAAUGUCUUAGUUCUGUCCUAGUCAUACAGCACCUGUGACCAUGUUUUAAAAGUUUGUUUUAGUCAAAAGAUGGAUCAUGCAAGCUUGACAAUGUACAGUGUGAUUGAAAAGACAGGUUGGUGUCUAUUUUUCUUUUUAAAAUACCUGAAUGUGUCUUUGUAAUAUGUAAAGGUAAAACAAAUCAUCAUAAUCGUGCCAAAAAUUUACCAGGCAUCUCAUUUCAGCUCAUGUCAUGUCUGUUUUUAAUAAGCUCAAUGUUAAAACCCGCUGGGAUUAAAUAUUUUUGAACAGGAUACAAUCUUGAGAAACUUGAGAACAGACUGAACCUUCCUACAAGCUUCUCUUUGUAAAACAUCGGGGAAAUACGUUUACAGAGAUUUCGAGCUUCAAAGAAUGCAUGUGAUGGUGCGUAUUACAUGCUAAUUCGUAUAAGCUGUAUCUGCCAGCUACCACCCUGUGCUUUAAAAAUGCACACACUCAACCCUCUUCAGCUUGGGACUCAUCUUUCUGCUUUUUUUUGGUGGUAGAGGGUAGAAUUAUUUAGCCAACAUAAGUAUUCUGGUUGCUACUUGAUGGCCAUCCUUAUUUAGUUCCACGGACAUGCUUUAAAAAUGAUCUUUUGAAGCCAGCUCCUUGGAGAGCCUGCAGUACCUCAGGCUGAUAGCUUUGGAAACUGCCAAACAGCCCAGCAGGAAACAAAGUGGCUACAUGAUCCAAAUGGUUGUAUAAGCAGACGGACGGGACUGGGCAAAUACGUAGGUAGAUGUAGGCUGAGCGUGAGCCUUGGGCAAAAAUGACCUUUCUUUUGGUCAAUCCAAAGGGUAUGACUUUCCUAUGUUUUUGAGGUCGCUGGGUCAUUUGAGGUCACGUUUUAUUGAGUUGUUCGGAACCCCCAAAGGUAGGCUUCUCCUGGGAAGUUUUCAUUUCCAUUUUAUGCCCAAAUAGAAUUAAAUGCAAAACAAACUUUCUAAGCUAGAAUAAUGAAAUGAAGUCAUUUUCCACUUUGUAUAUAUUGAUGCUAAUAAAAGAAAUGAAAAAGAGUCAAA
Balaenoptera acutorostrata (minke whale) is the source of this 6616-nucleotide messenger RNA. It is a transcript of the gene SEZ6L, whose product is annotated as seizure related 6 homolog like. Bases 199 to 3303 code for a protein of 1034 amino acids. The record is from RefSeq and is a predicted model, not a curated record. Gene Ontology annotation, cellular component: endoplasmic reticulum; neuronal cell body. The transcript has 17 exons. Gene Ontology annotation, biological process: synapse maturation. Lineage: Eukaryota; Metazoa; Chordata; Mammalia; Artiodactyla; Balaenopteridae.